Messenger RNA from Pocillopora verrucosa, 2250 nucleotides. The record is from RefSeq and is a predicted model, not a curated record. NCBI's taxonomy places the organism in Eukaryota, Metazoa, Cnidaria, Anthozoa, Scleractinia, Pocilloporidae.
AUGGCGGCUAAAACCGAAGAUGGACAGAAAAAGAGUCGACUGGAUUGGCGUAAAGAAAAGGAGUUAGAGGAAGCGAGAAAGGCUGGUACGGCACCAGCAUUGACGGACGAAGAAGGAAAGGAUAUCAAUCCUCAUAUUCCACAGUAUAUCUCACAAGCUCCUUGGUAUUAUGGCACUUCAAGACCAACCUUAAAGCAUCAACGGCCACAAGAGGAAAAGCAAAAGCAAUUUUCAGGGAUAACUGAGUGGUACAAAAGAGGGACUGAUGUUAUACCAGCUGCUACUAAGUUCAGAAAGGGAGCCUGUCAAAACUGUGGAGCCAUGACUCAUAAAAAGAACGACUGUCUUGAGAGACCCAGAAGAGUUGGUGCUAAGUUCAGUGGAGAGGAUAUUAAAGCUGAUGAACACAUACAGCCUCAGCUUUCAUUUGAUUAUGAUGGUAAAAGAGAUAGAUGGAAUGGCUAUAAUGUUCAGGAUUACAAGAAAGUUGUUGAUGAAUAUAACAAAUUAGAGAUGGCCAAACAGCAUUUAAAAGCAGAGAGACUGGAAGAGGAACUAGCAGAAGGAAAAAAAACAGAAAUUGUGGAUGACCCAGACAGUGAAGAUGAAGAUAAGUAUGCAGACAGGGCUGACAUGCCGGGACAAAAAUUUGAUACAAAAAGACGAACAACAGUCAGGAACUUAAGAAUCCGUGAAGACACUGCAAAGUAUUUAUACAACCUGGACCCCAACUCAGCAUAUUAUGAUCCAAAGACAAGAUCAAUGAGAGAAAACCCUUUCAAGGAAACAGAUGCAACUGCAAACAAUGUCACCUACUCUGGGGAUAACUUUGUUCGAUUUUCUGGAGACACACAGAAGAUGGCUCAAACACAGUUAUUUGCUUGGGAGGCAUAUGAGAAGGGAGCUGAUGUCCAUCUUCAGGCAGAUCCCACCAAACUUGAGCUGUUACACCAAGAGUACAGAGUAAAGAAAGGUGACUUUGAACAAGACAAGAAGCUUACAGUACUUGAGAAGUAUGGAGGUGAAGAACACUUGAAUGCUCCUCCCAAAGACUUGUUGUUGGCCCAAACUGAGCAUUAUGUUGAGUACUCAAGAACUGGAAAGGUCAUCAAAGGUCAAGAGAAGGCAGUUGCAAAGUCCAAAUAUGAAGAGGAUGUGUACACAAACAAUCACACAAGUGUUUGGGGUUCAUACUGGCAGGAAGGAAGAUGGGGCUAUGCUUGUUGUCAUUCCUUUGUCAGAAAUUCCUACUGCACUGGGGAAUCUGGUAAAGCUUCGUCUGCAACAGGGAAUAAUCCACCAAUUACAAGUGCAGCAAGAAUGAUUCAAGAAGCAGAAGAAAAUGGGAAAACAUUACUUGAGCUUCAUCAAGAAAAUCGCAAGAGGGGCAAGAAAAGAGAAAAGUCAGUUGAUGAAGAUGAUGAGGAAGUUAAAAAGGAAAAGCUAAACAAGGCACUAAGAAAAGAGGAACGGAACCAGAAAGAAGCAGACAGACUACUUGCCAUGGAUGAACGAAAGAGACCGUACAACUCUCUCAAAGGUGAUUACCAUGAGGUUACUGAGGAGGAGAUGGAAGCAUAUCGCAUGAAGCGUCGCCAGGAAGAUGAUCCAAUGAAGGACUUCCUUUAGCCCACUUUGCGAUAAACAGGGUGCCAUAGAGAAGGCUAAACAGUGACUUGACAUCUUCCAAGCAAAAGAUUAUGUGCUUUACCUUGACUCAAACAGUGUCAGUGAGUUCUAAGAUCAACUUGCAACAGCAGUCACAUAAUGCUUAGUCAUAAGGAUCCUUCAGCAGAUGGAAAGACUUUAGCUUGUGGCUAAUGAUUCAAGUCCCUCACUUUUUUCUGUCUAAUUAUAAUUUUAAGAAAUGAGGGUGAGACUUAAAAAAAUUAUGCAGAAUCUUAGAUGGAAAUCUAGAAAAAAUAGGGUUUGGGAGACCUGAAAGAUGUACUUCUCCAAUAGACCAUUCACCACUCUGGAGAGUAAAUGAUGACUUGUAUUGCUUUGCAUGCAAAUAUACAUAUGUAGCUGGGAACAGGAUUUCAUUGUGUGGUCCUUAAAGAAUUGUACAGAGACACCUGGAAUUACAGUUAAGUGAUGAUUCAUGAUGUGUAUGUAGGCAAGUCUCACAGGAAAUCAAAGACACAAGAGAACAUUUUUGUUAAUCCUUCAUUUGUACUGGUAAAAAAAAACACUCCUGUAAAUAAACAAUAGUUCCAAGGAGUAAUAAUAUGCUUUUAUGCACCUGAA